CCUCCCUCCCUCUGUUUCCCUUCUCCCCCCGCCGCCGACGACGAGGAGAAGGACCCGCGACUGCGCCGACGUCGAAGAGAGGCUUAGUCUACUGCCGCCGCCGCCGCCGCCGCCGCUGACGACGACGAGAUGUCCUCCCCCGGAGAGUACUACAACUCACUUCCACCAAUAAGCAAGGCAUAUGGAACAUUGUGUUUCUUUACCACUGUACUGUGUCAGCUCCAGAUACUGAGCCCAUCUUUUCUUGCCUUAUAUUAUCCCUUUGUGUUCAAGAAAUUUGAGAUAUGGAGGCUAUUUACAAGCUUCUUUUUCCUGGGCAAGUUUUCCAUCAACUUUGGGAUUCGCCUUCUGAUGAUAGCAAGAUAUGGUGUACAAUUAGAAAAAGGUGCAUUUGAAAAGCGCACAGCUGAUUUCUUGUGGAUGAUGAUAUUUGGUGCCAUAUCACUACUGGCUUUGUCAGCUAUUCCAUUCUUAGAUAUUUAUUUCUUGGGAGUACCUAUGGUCAGCAUGCUUCUUUAUGUCUGGAGCAGAGAGUACCCAAAUUCUCAGAUCAGCAUGUAUGGCCUUGUCCAACUGAGGUCCUUUUAUCUUCCAUGGGCAAUGCUUGGAUUAGAUGUGAUAUUUGGCUCAGAGAUACUGCCUGGCCUUCUGGGUAUUAUCGUUGGACACACGUAUUACUUCUUUUCAGUGUUGCACCCGCUAGCCACCGGAAAGAACUACCUGAAGACACCAAUGUGGGUACAUAAGAUUGUUGGUCGAUUCAGAUUAGGCGUGCAGGCGAACGCUCCAGUCCGACCGGCGGCCAACAACACCGGCACAGGGGCCUUCAGAGGAAGGAGCUACAGACUCAGUCAAUAGGUCUAACCUAUAUAGGACACAUACCCUGUGCUGCAACGACUAUUCAGAAAUGAAAUGUGGAAUGAAGCUGAGUGACACCAACUGGUCAAGCUGGACAGACCUGGACUGUUUAACAGCUCCAGGAAUUUGGAUUACCCCAUCUAACACGAAUGCCGAAUCUGAAAUGCUAUCUGAGUAGCGAGUACUAACGAUGUAUUAAAACAUUUGCUUUGUGCGCAGGAAAUGUAUACUCCCUUGGUUUCCGGAUAUUUCUGGCUAUGAUAUAUAUAUUCUUACGAUUGGAUC
This is a messenger RNA of Oryza brachyantha (malo sina), 1143 nucleotides long. RefSeq names its product derlin-1. Gene Ontology annotation, biological process: endoplasmic reticulum unfolded protein response. The coding region runs from base 130 to 858 and encodes 242 amino acids. The transcript is spliced from 7 exons. Lineage: Eukaryota; Viridiplantae; Streptophyta; Magnoliopsida; Poales; Poaceae. Gene Ontology annotation, cellular component: Hrd1p ubiquitin ligase ERAD-L complex; endoplasmic reticulum membrane. Gene Ontology annotation, molecular function: ubiquitin-specific protease binding; misfolded protein binding. The record is from RefSeq and is a predicted model, not a curated record.